UCCCUCAGUUUGAGUGUGAGUAUGACAUGCAGCACUGAGAGCCAGCCCUGGUUUUACCAUCACAAGCAUCAGAUGACCCUAGCUCCGGGGAGCUGAGUGCACACAGAGGGGAGGGCUCUGCCUGAAGCAUAUCUGCAAACUUUGCACACCCAUUUCAUGUUGGGAGUCAUAGCUGAGCACUGCUUCACUGAGGAUUUUGGGGGGUCACCCCAUCAUGCACUCCUAGAGGAUGUUACUGGGGACCCCUAGUUGGCUGGAGAACAUCACAGCAGAGGACAUCUCCCAAGUGUUCCAUUAACUUGUUUCCAAGGAGAGGCAUCACUGGGGGCUGUGUAGGGGUGCAAGAGGGAACUGCUGGAUUUUGGGGGGCUGUGAACCCCUGAAAAGGAUUUAUUCUCACACCAUGGAGGGAGAAGGGAUUGGAACUAGUGUGGAUAACAGCAGCAAGGAUUCUGAUCGUCAGCUGAGGCUCCGACUGUGUGUACUUAAUGAGAUCCUCAACACUGAGAGGGACUAUGUGGGGACACUCUGCUUCCUUCAAUCUGCGUUUCUACACAGGAUAAGACAACAUGCCAUCGACCAGUCCGAGAAGAUAUCAGAGGAACAUGUCAAGAUUUUGUUCUCGAACAUCGAAGAUAUCCUGGAAGUCCACAAAGAAUUUUUGGACGUGCUGGAGUCCAGCUUGCAGCCAGAACCGCAAUCACAACACGAGCUGGGAAAUGUUUUCUUAAAAUUUAAAGAUCGUUUUUGUGUAUAUGAAGAAUACUGCAGUAACCACGAGAAAGCCUUGAGAUUAUUAAUGGAGCUUAACAAGAUCCAAGACAUUCGCGCGUUUCUUUUGAGUUGCAUGCUGCUCGGAGGAAGAAAGACUACGGACAUUCCUCUUGAAGGUUAUCUCCUCACUCCCAUCCAGAGGAUAUGCAAGUAUCCGCUUCUCCUCAAGGAGCUAGCCAAAAGGACCCCGAACAAGCACCCAGAUCACCACGCAGUGCUCAGCGCUUUGCAAGCUAUGAAGACAGUCUGCACCAAUAUCAACGAAACAAAGAGACAGAUGGAGAAGUUGGAAGCUCUCGAACAGUUACAGUCUCACAUAGAAGGAUGGGAGGGUUCCAAUCUGACUGACAUCUGUACACAGCUACUUCUACAGGGGCCGCUAUUAAAAAUAUCAGCUGGAAAUAUCCAAGAACGCAUUUUCUUCUUGUUUGAUAACCUUCUUGUCUACUGCAAGAGAAAGUCCAGGGUUGCAGGGAAGAAGUCUGCUAAAAGAACAAAAUCCAUCAAUGGCUCCUUAUAUAUAUUCCGCGGCAGAAUUAACACCGAGGUCAUGGAGGUAGAGAAUGUAGAAGACGGGACAGCGGACUACCAUAGCAAUGGAUACACUGUAACGAACGGCUGGAAAAUCCACAACACUGCCAAGAACAAAUGGUUCGUCUGCAUGGCCAAGACGGCAGAAGACAAGCAGAAGUGGAUGGACGCAGUCUUGAAGGAAAGGGAACAGCGAGAAAGUCUCAAGCUUGGGAUGGAGAGAGACGCCUAUGUAAUGAUUGCGGAGAAAGGCGAAAAACUGUAUCAUAUGGUGAGCAAAAAAUCGAACCUUAUCAAAGACCGGAGGAGAAAGUUCAGCACGAUCCCAAAAUGCUUUCAUGGAAAUGAAUUUGUGUCCUGGCUGAUGGAAAAUGGAGAGAUCGGUAAACCCGAGGAAGGUGUAAACUUGGGCCAAGCUCUGUUAGAGAACGGAAUCAUCCAUCACGUUUCUGACAAACACCAGUUUAAGAAUGAGCAGGUGUUGUAUCGAUUCCGCUACGAUGAUGGAACAUACAAAGCAAGAAGCGAACUUGAAGAUAUCAUGUCUAAGGGUGUGAGGCUUUACUGUCGACUGCACAGCCUUGUAACACCAGUGGUCAAAGAUCGAGAUUACCAUUUGAAGACCUACAAAUCGGUCAUUCCGGCCAGUAAACUUGUGGACUGGUUGAUUUUUCAGGGAGAUUGUCAGACUCGAGAGGAAGCUGUCACACUUGGUAUCGGACUGUGUAACAAUGGCUUCAUGCAUCAUGUCUUGGAGAAAAGCGAGUUUAAAGAUGAAUCUCAGUUCUUCCGAUUUCAUGCUGAUGAAGAAAUGGAGGGGACGAGUUCCAAGAACAAACAGCUGCGGAAUGACUUUAGACUCAUUGAGAACAUCUUGGCCAAGACUCUACUGAUACUUCCACAAGAAGAAGAUUACGGUUUUGAUUUGGAGGAAAAGAACAAGACGAUUCUUGUUAAAUCUGUGCGGAAAGGAUCUUAUGCCGAGAUGGCGGGACUGCAAGUGGGGAGGAAGAUCUACUCGAUAAAUGAGGACCUAGUGUUUCUACGUCCUUUUUCAGAAGUGGAGACGAUGUUAAACCAGUCUUUCUGCUCGAGGCGCCCAAUUCGAAUCCUUGUUGCAACGAAAUCAAAAGAAAUUAUAAAAAUCCCAGAUUCCUCUCAAGCUCUUUGCUUCCAGAUCAGAGGUUCAUGCCCACCUUAUGUCCACGCGGUUGGUAGAGGUUCUCAGGCUGCAGCUACUGGCCUUAAUCCAGGACAAUGUGUUCUGAAAGUAAACGGGAACAACGUGAUGCAUGACGGCUACAUCGAGGUUCUAGAACAUUUUUCAGCUUUCCGAAAGAACCCUCAGAACCCUCUGGGAUUAUUCCAAUGGAUCUACAGAACGCAUGAAGAUGCUGAUGAAGACCGUGUUGAAAGAGAAAAAUCAGACGAAUGCUUAAAUGGAAGCUUGUGUGAGACAAACCAAGCCGGUUUGAUCCAGAAUGCCAGCUCUCCGAUCAGUGAGGAUGCCCCACUCAUCAGCCUCAGUGUGGAAAAUGUCCACUUGGAGCAUGGAGUGGUUUACGAAUAUAUGAGCACAGCAGGCAUUAAGUGUCAUGUCCUUGAGAAAACUGUGGAACCAAGGGGAUCAUUCGGAAUCACGGCAAAGAUUCUUCAAGCCUUCAUUGCUGAUGACGAUCAAUUUGUGAAGAAUUGCCAAAGGCUAAUCUCCAUGAGCAAGUCUGUGAUGACCAUGCCACAAUAUGAAUUCAGGACAAUAUGUGACACUAAACUGGAAAGCAUCUGCGAAAGAAUUAAAAACUACGAGCAGUUUUCAGAAGAACUCAAGAUGAAAGUCAGUCCUUCCUUCAAACGAGCUACAAACGAACCCAGUCCUCUCCAAAGCAUGGAUUUCUGCCCUACCAAUUGUCACAUUAACCUCAUGGAAGUGUCGUAUCCCAAAAGCACAACCUCCACUGGACGGCCCUUCAGCAUUCGAUUUGGGAGGAAAAACUCAUUCUUUGGUCUUGAUCCAGAUCAAGUUGGCAACUUAAAUCCGAUGUCCUACUCCCAACACUCCAUUGCCAGCAUGGCAGCCCCGUCAUGGAAAUGUCUAGAGGAGGCAGAGGAAGCCGACUGCUUGAAUAACAGUUUCUCGGGCAGCAGCUUUUCUCAGAUGAACGGCGGGGUGGACCACAAGGAUCGAGGGCUUAGUUAUCUCCUCAAACAUGAAGAUACAGAUAUACAGGACGCAUAUCUGCAGCUUUUCAACAAGUUGGAUGUGGCAGUGAAGGAAAUGAAGCAAUAUGUCACCCAGAUAAACAAGUUGCUGUCCACCAUCACAGAACCUUUAACAACAGAGCCUCCUUGUGAGACCAUGCCACCGGAGGGAACACCUCCAUCUUCAAUGGUGACAGAGGAUGGAGACAUGGACAAGGCAGAGCAUGGAGGAAUAAAGAGGGUGUGCUUCAUGGUUUCAGAAGAGGACCAGGAAGAUUCUGGGCAUGAUACAGUUAGUUACAGAGAUUCUUACAGUGAAUGUAACAGCAAUCGAGAUUCUGUCCUGUCCUAUACGAGUGUGCGGAGUAACAGUUCCUACUUGGGUAGUGAUGAGAUGGGGUCAGGGGAUGAGCUUCCAUGUGACAUGAGAAUACCAUCUGACAAACAGGACAAAUUACACGGCUGCCUGGAGCAUCUAUUCAACCAGGUAGAUUCCAUCAUUGCUCUUCUUAAAGGGAAAGUCAUGUCUAGGGCCUUUGAGGAAACUAAACACUUUCCAAUGGAGCACAGCUUGCAAGAGUUUCAGAAGAAAGAGGAAUGGACCAUAAAAUGCAGAAGUAUGAUCCAGAUCAGUAUUCGAGAAGAUCCCUGGAAUCUGCCAAACUCCAUUAAGACCCUUGUGGAAAGCAUUCAGAAAUACGUUGAAGAUGGCAAAAAUCAGCUCCUGCUAGCCCUGCUGAAGUGUACAGACACUGAGCUGCAGAUCAGACGAGAUGUUAUUUUCUGCCAAACGCUCGUGGCUGCAAUAUGUACCUUUACGGAGCAGCUGAUGGCUGCGCUGAACUACCGAUACAACAAUAACGGCGAAUACGAGGAAAGCAGCCGCGAAGCCAGCAGGAAGUGGCUGGAACAGAUAGCUGUAACGGGAGUCCUAUUAAACUAUCAGUCACUUCUGUCACCACGAGUGAAAGAAGAACGAGUUAUGCUAGAAGACAUCGAGGUGACACUGACAGACAUGGACAAAGUGGUGUUUUAUUUCAAAGAAAUGGAUGAAACUCUGGUAGCAAAUACCUCUGUGUUCCACCAUAUAGAAGGAUGUCGGCAGUCACUAAAAGUAAUAUUUUACCUCGAUAGUUAUCAUUUCUCCAAAUUACCAACCAGAUUUGAACACGGAGGAUGUUUAAAACUUCAGUCUGUUUUAUUUACAAAAGCUUUGGAAAGCCUGGAAGGUCAGAUCCAGCCUGGUUCCAGUACUCCACUGGAGGAGAUACAGCAGCAAAUUAACAGGGUUUCUAUGGACAAAGUCCAAAAUUACUACCGCAAACUCAGGGCGUUUUACCUUGAAAAGUCAACUGAUUCUAAUACAACGGCCAUUAAAAUAGAUCAGCUGAUUCGUCCUAUGAAUGCACUGGAUGAGCUGUGCAGACUCAUGAAAUUGUACAUUAGUACAAAACUUCCCCAGUCGGGAUAUGCUAACAGCAAUAUAUACGGAGCCGGACUUUUAUCCACCUCCUCGGAGCUUUGUUAUCGGCUCGGGGCCUGCCAGAUCGUAAUGUGUGGGACAGGAAUGCAAAGGAGUACAUUGAGUGUUUCCCUGGAGCAGGCGGCUAUACUUGCGCGGAGCCAUGGGCUGCUCCCAAAGUGUAUAAUGCAAGCAACAGACAUAAUGAGAAAACAGGGUCCCCGCGUGGAAAUAUCUGCAAAAAACUUAAAAGUAAUGGAUCAAAUGCCACAGACGGCACCACGGAUCUACAGACUAUGCCUACCACCGGUAGAUGGUGACUUGUGAACAUGAAGGACUGCAGAUGAAACUAGUGAUCGUCCUUGAACUUCGGUGGGUAAUGAAGACACUCACCGACUCCAGAGACAAAUUGUUGUGGUUGGCUUUCCACUUUAGAAAUGCUAACAGGAAGCACAAAAAUAACCCCAGAACAUUAACUGGAUUGUGACUUUUCUUCAAAGGCUAAAGAAUCUGGACUUUGGACAGCACACUGCCAAAACCUUCCUGCUUCAUUAUGAGGCCAAAUGAAAUUGUCCACGUGGACAUCAUGCAUUUGUCCACACUUGGGCAUGAGUACGGAAGACAUCUGGAUGGAUGCUACUGAUUCGUCAAGCAUAUAACUCUGUAUCU
Messenger RNA from Pelobates fuscus (common spadefoot toad), 5635 nucleotides. RefSeq names its product phosphatidylinositol-3,4,5-trisphosphate dependent Rac exchange factor 1 (gene PREX1). The transcript is spliced from 40 exons. Gene Ontology annotation, cellular component: plasma membrane. NCBI's taxonomy places the organism in Eukaryota, Metazoa, Chordata, Amphibia, Anura, Pelobatidae. Bases 404 to 5293 code for a protein of 1629 amino acids. Gene Ontology annotation, molecular function: protein binding; GTPase activator activity; guanyl-nucleotide exchange factor activity. The record is from RefSeq and is a predicted model, not a curated record. Gene Ontology annotation, biological process: G protein-coupled receptor signaling pathway; intracellular signal transduction; positive regulation of GTPase activity.